AUGAGUACAACAAUUAAACCACGAUAUAUGGAGAAGUAUAAUCGUCAAAAAUUGAUUGGUUCAGGUGCUUUUGGUCAAGCAUGGUUAGUUCAAGCUAAAAUCGAUGGAAAUCAAUUAGUUAUGAAAGAAAUAAAGAUUGCUAAAAUGACAAACAAAGAACGUGAUGACGCAAGAAAAGAAGUUGAAGUUCUAGAAAAAAUGAAGCAUCCAUAUAUUGUAUCUUAUACGGAAUCAUUUGAAGAUGCAACAAGUUUAUAUAUUAUAAUGGAUUAUUGUGAUGGUGGUGAUUUACAUUCUCGUAUACAAGCUCAACGUGGUAUUCUAUUUAAUGAAGAUUUAAUACUUGAUUGGUUUGUUCAGAUAACAUUAGCACUUAAACAUGUACAUGAUCGAAAAGUACUUCAUCGUGAUAUCAAAUCUCAAAAUGUAUUUUUAACAAGUGAUGGCUCAGCUAAAUUAGGUGAUUUUGGUAUUUCAAAAGUAUUAAAUAAUACAUGUGAAUUAGCACGUACACAAAUUGGUACACCUUAUUAUUUAUCACCAGAAAUAUGUCAACAAAAACCGUAUAAUAAUAAAUCUGAUGUAUGGAGUCUUGGUUGUGUUUUAUACGAAAUGACAACAUUAAAACAUGCAUUUGAUGCUGAUAAUAUGAAUGGUCUUAUUAUGAGAAUUGUUCGUGGAUCAUUCAAUCCUAUACCUGCAAGAUAUAGUGGUGAUUUACGAAUUUUAAUAGCAUCAAUGCUUAAACGUGAACCAAGAGAACGCCCAUCUGUAACUACAAUUUUACGUAAACCAUUUAUUAGCAAACGAAUUUUAAACCACCUACCAGAAGAAAAACUUAAAGAAGAAUUUAGCCAUACUGUAUUACAUGAUAAAAAACCAUCUAUUAAUCUUGUACAACCAAAUUCAAAUUCAUCACCAUCAUCUCGUCCACUUACAGUUCCAAAACCAAAUGGUAUAGUUCCACCACCACCACCACCGCCAAUUUCUGUACGUCGAAGUUCAGUUGCACCGAGAAUAUCCCCUCAAGAACCAGUCAAAGCAUCCAAAGGUCCAAUUAUUGCUAAACGUCCAAAUUCAGCUGUUCGUUCUGUAAAUCGAAUAUCAAAAGAAAAGAAAUCAAUUGAUGUUAAACCACAACCAAUUCUAUCAAUUGAUAAAGAAAAUGAAAUUGAAAAACGACGUAAUGCACUUGCUAAACAACGAGCAACACGUGAAAAUCAGAUUCAAAUCGAUGCGGAAAAUUUUGCAAAGAGACAGCAAGCAUCGAUUGAAAAACAAAGAAAAUCAGCUAUACAACGAGAUCGAGAACUUCGUCGAAUAGAAAUACCGAAGAAUUUCUCCGACCAGUCAGAUUCUAGCACUCUACGCGAGGCAUUACCAGUAUUCCUACCGCACAAAAUGAAUCAAAUAUCUAAUCCAUCAUUAGAUAAAAAGCCAGCUGUUGUAGUCCCGAGUUCUAAUGCAGAAAAAUGCAGUGAUGAUGUUCAAAAUCGUAAACAAUUCUUUGAGCAAAAAAUAGCUGAAAAUUUAAAGAAAAUGGAUCAAUGGAAUAAAAUCGAUCAAGUAGAAAAGCCAGUUGUCAAUCUUCAUAAUGAACCAAUUGAAAACAACAAUUCGCCACUAUUAAAAAAACGACUUCCACUCCGUUUAAAUAAAGUACGUGCUGGAAUAUUUAAUCAAAAUCUUCAACAAGUUCGUCAAACGAAUCUUAUUAAUAAACGAGACAUGCUUGGAGAACUUUUGAUGAAAGGAUUGGAACAAGAAAAACAAAAUCAAGUAGCUUUUAAAAAAAUUCAACCUGCUGAUAAUAAUCUGAAUAUUCUUCCGAUAAGUUCUGAACAAGAAAAAAGAAAAGCAGUUUUAAAAAAACUUAAUGAAAAAAUUGUUCGAGAAGGUUGGCAAGAGUAUGGUGCAUCACCUAACGCACAUUUAUUAUACCAACAACGACAGAUUAAUCCUUCAGUUGUUAAUCAUUAUACACCAACAAAUAAUUCGCCUAAUUCAAAUGUGCCUAAUCUAAUGAUAGUUGGUCAACCAAUGAAUAUUAUUAAUGGAAAUGGCUCUAAUCGACAACAACCGUCUGAUGCAUCGCGAGGAACAGUAAUUAGUGUAUUAGAACGUGCUCGUGCUCAGGAUCAUCUAAGAUCAGAUAUAAAAAAUUCAAUAGAAGAUAAUGAAACAUCAGAUAUUAGUUUAAUAAAUUUAGCAAAAAGACUUGAUCCAACUAAUAAAAAUGAUACUUAUGUUUUACCUAAUUUAAUCGAAUCAUCGAAUCCAACAUGUGAUAUAUCCAAUAAGCCUAUAAAAUCUGAUCUUGUUGUCGAAGAUUUAGAUGCAACAUUAAUUACUCAAGUCAAAGAAGAUGAUGAGAAAGAAAGUACAUUACUAUCUGAUGAUUUCGAUCUUCUAGAAGGUUUAACUACUGGUCAUUUUGAUGCAAAGAGUAAACUACUUCUACGAACAGUUUCGAAUCCUGAAUUACACAUGAUCGAUGAACGUAUAGAUACAACAAUUAAUGGAGCAUUUAAAAUUACUAGAAGUCUAUCUGAACUCGAAGAAACAAAUAUUAUCACUCAGCCAUCAGAAAAAACAAUUGUUAACAGUACAAAUUUCGAAAGUAAUAAUAAUAGUAAUUCAUCAUCAAAUGAUGAAACUGUAAAACUUGAUGAUGAACAAACAUUAUCAUCGACGAUACAAAAUUGUUCAAAUGAUGAUGAUGAAAGUAAGCUGAAACAAACAACAAAUGAAUUAUUUUUAAAAACAGAUGAAGAUGAUGUUGAUGAUGAUAAUGAUGAUGACGAUGUUUGGUGUAAUCAAGUAGAUGAAGAUAAUCUUGAACAUUGUGUCAAACUUAAUCAAGAAAGAAUAGAACAAUUACGUCAAAUUCUUGGUUAUGAAAUAUUUCAUAAUCUUCAUCAAGCAUUUCAAGAAGUAGAUAUUGGAAUAUUUCGACGUAUUAAAAAUAAAGGACUUGAUAAGUGUCGAUUACUUAUACCACCCAAUGGAAAAGGACAAGCGUUUGAAGAUUUUGCAAUUGAUUAUGACAAAGGUGUUGCUUAUAUGGCUGGUGAUGAACGUACAUGGUGGCAUACGUUAAGUAUAUCGCUUGCAAAUAAGCAUAAACUAGGAAAAGUGUAUCAAUUUAAUAUUGAAACUGAAAAAUUUCAAAAAUUAAAGUUAACUAAUUAUCCAUAUGAUCAUUUUCAUCCAUUGGGUGUUGGUUUAUUACAAAGAAAAAAUAAUCUAUUAUUUAUGACAAAUCAUCGAGUAGAUAAAGGAAAAGUUAUAGGAGCUGUUGAUAUCUUUGAAGUUAUUUCAACAAAAAAACAACAUCAAUUAAAAUGGAUUGAUUCAGUUGUUCAUCCACUGUUUACAGUACCGGAUGAUGUAUUACCAAUUAACGAAAAUGCAUUUUAUGUAACAAAUAUUUUUCAUUAUCGUGCUGAUAAAUCUAGUUUCUUGCAUAAAUUUGAAGUUUACACUCAACGUCCUUGGACAGAUUUAUUAUUAUGUACAAAGACGAACAAAUGGCAAUGCAAAAAAAUUUGUGAUUCAUUUGCCGGAGGUAAUGGCAUUGCAGCCUCAUCAGAUUUCAAUACUAUUUAUGUAGCUGAAACUCUUAUAAGAGCAAUUCGUGUGUAUCAACGUAAUACAAAAACUAAUUUAUUAACUCAUAUUAAAAAUUUAUAUGUUCCAUUUUUUUUGGAUAAUCUUAUUGUUAAUGAUCGCGAUCAACUUAUUGUUGCUGGUCAUCCAAAAGCUAUACAAUUUGCUUUACAUGAAAAAGAUCAUCGAAAAAAUCGUGCUCCAUCUGAAAUAGUAAUCUUUACUAAUCCAAAAUCAAGUUCAACAUAUGAAACUUUAUUACUUACAAAUGGUGAAAUUCUUUCAGCAUCAACUGUUGCUGGUACAUACAAACAAAAAUUCCUUGUUGGUGCUUUAUGUGAUCAAGGAAUUUUAGUAUGUCAAAAUCAAUUAAAACUCAAAAAAUAA
Molecule: messenger RNA, 3996 nt
Organism: Adineta steineri
Lineage: Eukaryota; Metazoa; Rotifera; Eurotatoria; Adinetida; Adinetidae
Source: the annotation of a GenBank genome assembly